Molecule: messenger RNA, 2652 nt
Organism: Cercopithifilaria johnstoni
Lineage: Eukaryota; Metazoa; Nematoda; Chromadorea; Rhabditida; Onchocercidae
Source: the annotation of a GenBank genome assembly
AUGGAGAGUCCAAGCACGCCGAGCAGUAGUGCAAUAUUUAUCAAGAAAGUGAUUGAUUUUCGACCGAAGGGUCAAAUCACUCAUUUAUGUUCGAGCAAUGGUGAAAUGUUGCUGGUAAUCGAUGCACGGCAACUUUUUCAUUAUCCACUUCAAAAUAUUAGCAGGCAAAUAGAUGUUAUUUUGCCGUUAUUAAUACAUGAUCGUAUUGCCUAUAUUCAUCUCAGCCCUAAUGGUCGUCAUGCAAUCAUAAGUACAACUGGUGCCGAUAAUUUUUACUUGAAUUUGAAACAUGAUUCAGCGAAACAAAUAAAAAAGUUGAAAGGACAUGUGGUAAGUUCCAUAGGUUGGAAUAUGGAAAUUUCAACAGACAACGAAACAGGUUUCAUCGUCUUGGGUACUACGAAAGGUUGUCUGUUUGAAUCAUCUGUUAUUUCAAAUGGAACAGUUGCUUAUGUUCGUGAACUGACCAAUAAUUUAAGCGGAGUAAAAGAUUUGUCGGUGACCGGAAUUGAGAUGUGUCAAUGUGAGGAUGAAAACCAAAGGUCAAGAUGGGCUCUAUUUGUAUGCCUUCCCGGAAGAUUGUAUUGUUUGAGCGGACAAAUCAAUACGAAGCAUGAUGUUAUUGGAGUACAGCCAGUUGUGAGCACAAUUUGGAGCUCUGCUUUUGCUGAACAUAAUCCUGCUGUUUUACAACCUUUAUUUGCAUCAAAAGCACCGCUUCGUUUUCAUUCUAUGGAUGAUGGACAACGAAAUUUGCCGAGCACUUUUGUUGUUUAUCCAAAAGUGAGCAAUGAACUACCCACUACAUUUUGUUGGGUCGGUGCUGAUGGCUACACAUUAGGACGAAUAGAUUUAACAGUUUCAGAAGCAUAUGACAUGAUUGUUGAAGAAACACAUAUACAACAUCAAUUGAUAGAUGGACGUUACAGUUAUCCUUUGGAUGUUGCAUUAACAGAAUAUAACGUUUUGCUGUUGUAUAGUAAUCGUAUUGAAGCUAUUUCAUUACUCAAUCAGAAGCUAAUGUUUGAUGAUAUGAUUGGAACGGAAUCUGGCCAAGUAAAAGGAAUGUGCCGUGAUGCUGUAUCCGAAAUGAUUUGGGUAUAUACUGACGCUACUGUGUGGAAGUAUCGGCCAAAUGAAGAAUUCAGAGAUAUUUGGCAGAUCUAUUUGGAACGUGGUGAGUACGGUAAAGCACGAGCUAUCACAAAUAAGUUGAGCAAUCCAGCACCACAUCAGCUAGUUAUUAAGAAGGAAGCCGAAAAAUACAUUGCAGAAAAAAAUUUCACAGCUGCUGCGGAAAUUCUUACAGAAUCAACCGAUCCUUUUGAAGUUAUAUUGCUUAAAUUUUUAUCAACUAAGGAGGAUCGGCGUAAUGGUCUCAAACGUUUCUUGGAACUGAAAUUAAAGUCGAUAUCAAAUACAGAGGAUAAGAUACAACGAGAUGCUUUGGUUUUAUGGUUAUUGGAAGUGCAAUUGACAGAAUUCGCAGAGUUACGUCAAAAUGAAAAGCGAGUACAACUGGAAGGAACAGAGAUAGGAAGGGAAGAAAUAACCAUUGAACAGCAAAUCAAAAACAUGCGUCAACAAAUUGAACUCUUUCUUGCUCGUUCUGUUGUUUUGGCAACGGUGGAGGUAAAUCGUGACGCAGUCUAUCAUUUAAUCACUUCACAUGCACAUUUUGAUAUUCAGCUUUAUCUUGCUCAAAAACUGAAAGAUUAUGCGACGAUUGUAAAUGUUUAUUUGCUACAAUCUGACUAUGAAAAAGUUUUGGAAGUGAUACGAAAACAGCACAAUUUGGAAUUUUAUUAUAAGCACUCUCCAACAUUAAUCGAGAAAAUACCAUCCGAACUAAUAUCAGCUUGGAUCGAAGAAGGUAAGGCACUUGUGUCAGAUCGCCUAUUGCCAGCGCUGUAUCGUUGUCAGGAUGUAUCGAAAACGAAAAUGGUCACGGCUGCUCUGAAAUAUCUCACUUUCGUAAUAAAUGAGAAUUGGGCGACCCAAUCAAUGCAUAAUUUUAUGAUAACGUUGUGUGCUGAAUUCAAGCCAGAAGAGCUAUUGAAUUAUUUUGAAAAAUAUGGUUAUGAUAGAAAUUUAGUGCCAUAUGAUGUCGAAUAUGCCCUAAGAGUUUGUAUCGAAAAGCAAGCACUGAAGCGAUGUUGUGUUUUUAUGUAUUGCGUUGGGGAACUGUACGACGAAGCUGUUUCUCUUGCCUUAACGAUCGAUGUUGAAUUGGCGAAAAGUUGUGCGAAGCAAAUGAUGAAACCUAAUGAAAAUGAGUGUGAUUUUUUGCUACCUAGCUCAGCGAAGCCUAAAUUCUCGACGGACAUGCAACGAAGGAUUUGGCUCCAAAUAGCUCGACAUGUAAUUGAGAAGCAGAAAGAUAUAGCUGCAUGCGUAAGCCUGCUGAAGGAAUCGGACAACACUAUCAAGAUACAGGACUUACUACCAUUCUUCCCAGAAUUCACAACCAUCGAGUAUUUUAAAGGACCAUUAUGUGAAUGUCUAAAGGAGCACUCUGGAAAAAUCAAGCAACUGCAAUUGGAAAUGAAGAAUGCAACAGAAAUGGCACAGCGAGUUCGCAGUGAUAUGGAAAAAGCGAAGAAUAAGUACCAAUUUUUUGUGUCUCUGAAACUUAGACCUCAUACUCUUUAA